Aspergillus vadensis CBS 113365 is the source of this 1288-nucleotide messenger RNA. Its product is annotated as serine/threonine-protein phosphatase. Gene Ontology annotation, molecular function: protein serine/threonine phosphatase activity. The record is from RefSeq and is a predicted model, not a curated record. The transcript is spliced from 6 exons. Gene Ontology annotation, cellular component: cytosol. Bases 287 to 1264 code for a protein of 325 amino acids. Lineage: Eukaryota; Fungi; Ascomycota; Eurotiomycetes; Eurotiales; Aspergillaceae. Gene Ontology annotation, biological process: mitotic cell cycle; peptidyl-serine dephosphorylation.
AUUUCAAACCCCCUUAUUUGCCCCUCUUAUCUUUCUUCAAUCUGUGGGUGACAGGGCUUGCUGUCCCAUUCUUGGUCCGUCGUUCAAUUUCCGUUGGUGCACCGUGUCUCGUCCGACCGACCUGGUUCCCCCCCCUCUAAGAAAUCCACGCCUCCCUCACGAGACCUCCCCUCUCCAGUUGGUCCCGCUCCACCACCCACCUCGGUUGCAGUCAUCUUGAACUCGCUCUCUUUCCCCCCACCACCCUCAUCCUCGCUCUUGGUGGUUACUUUCAAUGGACAAUAACAUGGAGAUCGAUACGGCGCGGUCGCCCGAACCUCACCACCUCUCCCCGACCACCGACCCGGGGUCCAUACCCACCCUCGAUGGAUGGAUCGAAAGCUUGAUGACCUGCAAGCAACUAGCGGAGGAAGAUGUCCGGAGGCUUUGUGAUCGGGCAAGAGAGGUUCUGCAGGAUGAGUCGAACGUGCAGCCCGUGAAAUGUCCAGUGACUGUGUGCGGUGAUAUACACGGUCAGUUCCAUGAUCUGAUGGAGCUGUUCCGCAUUGGUGGCCCCAAUCCGGAUACAAACUACCUGUUUAUGGGUGACUACGUCGACCGUGGUUACUACUCUGUAGAGACCGUCACGCUCCUUGUCUGCCUCAAAAUCCGUUACCCCCAGCGUAUCACCAUCCUGCGAGGAAACCACGAGUCGCGCCAGAUCACGCAAGUCUACGGCUUCUACGAUGAGUGCCUGCGCAAGUACGGCAACGCUAACGUGUGGAAAUACUUCACCGACCUUUUCGACUACCUCCCCCUCACCGCACUUAUCGAGAACCAGAUCUUCUGUCUGCACGGCGGUCUGAGUCCGUCGAUCGACACCCUCGACAACAUCCGCUCUCUGGAUCGGAUUCAGGAGGUCCCGCACGAGGGUCCCAUGUGCGACCUUCUGUGGAGUGACCCCGACGACCGAUGCGGCUGGGGUAUCUCUCCCCGUGGUGCUGGAUACACAUUCGGGCAGGAUAUCUCGGAGGCAUUUAAUCACAACAACGGCUUGACUCUGGUGGCACGGGCGCACCAGCUGGUAAUGGAGGGUUACAACUGGUCCCAGGAUAGAAAUGUGGUCACGAUUUUCUCCGCUCCUAACUACUGCUACCGCUGCGGUAACCAAGCCGCAAUCAUGGAAAUUGACGAGCAUCUGAAAUAUACCUUCUUACAAUUCGAUCCCUGCCCGCGCGCAGGAGAACCCAUGGUCUCGAGGCGCACACCCGACUACUUCCUGUGAUUUGAUUUUUGUGAUAGACAUAAC